AUGCGUGCGAACCACGUCCUAAGCCAUCGCGUGCCGCAUCGUCUGGUCGUUUGGGGCCAGGUGGAGGCGCAGAGGCGGGCGAAGAAAGCGGCCCAGACCGCCGCGGACUGCGCCCUCCGCGACCUGUCGACCGCAAGGAGACUGAUAUCGGGCUUCGAGGAGGAAAAGUCGAGAAUCUCGGGCAACGCGGCCGCCCUGAACGCCCGCCUGUCGACGAUUACCGAGGAGGCGUCUGCGGCGAAGGCCGGCCUGCGGCUUCUCGUGAGGGCCUGCUUGCCGCUGCUAGAGCGCUGCCGCCUGCUGGCGGAGCACAAGCGGCUGCUGGCGAAGUGGCACGGCUCUUCGGCAGCGGCGGCGGCAGAUGCGGCGGCGGCGGCGGCGAGAAGAGGAGGCGGCGACGUGUUAGGCGCGGCGGCACGACGACCAGGAGCGGGAGGUCGGGGGGGUGGGGUUGGGGGGGACGCAACAUCGGCGGAAGCGGCAGCAGCAGCAGCAGCGGCUGGUUCCCAGCAGCCGACCACGGUGCUGAUGAUCGACGGACUGAGGUCUUUGGUCGACGCGCUCAGACAGGACGGCGACGAAGAGGAAGGUCAGGCCGGGGGAGGGCUCGGGUCCAAUAACGGGCGAGGGGGCUCCCCCGCGCCGGCUUCGCGUACGCACGGCACUCCGCGGAGGCCGGGGUCAUGCGAAGGCGGUGGCGGUUGCGGUGAGGUCGGAGACAUGGCAGGGAACGUUCAUUACCACCAGAACCACGACAAGCGGCAGCAGCGGCGGCCUCUUGUGUCCCUUCGCGCGACCUGCAUCGCCGCCGUGGCCGUUCAGCGACUGGUGCGGCUGGCCGCGUGCCGAGCGUCGCGGAGAGAGGCUGCGCGGGCGGCGGCGGCAGCAACCUCCGACAGCAGUCAACCCGACCCGCCACGGCCACCAACAGCAGCAGGUGGUCGCCCGAGUCCAUCGCCACACGGGGACGCCGGCAUCCGUGAGGACAUCAUCCCGCUGGGGCCGCGGGGGUCAGGCGGCGGCAGCAGCGGCGGCGGCGUGCCCAUGCUCCUCGAUACCCAGGUCGUCUCGCCCGCCUCGAUGUCGCUCGCGUUGAUGUCCCUCCUCGCUGACCUCAGCAAGGACGGUACCGGGGACCCGAGUCAGGCAGGCUGCGUGGCUUGCCGAAGUGACGGUGGUGGCGGCGGCGGUGGUGGCAGCGGCGAUGGAGAGCGGUGUAUGGGGCUCCUGGGCGCGCUGGUCGUCGUUGACGCCGGAAACGUCUCCUCCGCCAGCAGCGGCGGCAGCGGCGCCGCCGCCGCCGCCGCAGGAGAAUGGUUCACAAGAGGAGACAAAGGGACGGCGGUGGUGACGGGUGCGGCGAGAGACGCCGCUGGCCGGACGUCGUUACUGCAGGUGCUUGCGGGAGGGCAGGUCGGCCACUGGCGGCGAGUUGAGAAGCGAGGCUUAGUUCCUUGGGCUGGUAGCGGCGGUGGUAGCGGGAGCGAUCCCCGCCUGCUGGGUGGUGCGUCUCGAGUGGUGGCUAGCCGAUGCGCAAGGCAUCACGGACCAGAGGUUUGGAAGGCUCGGCAGGAGCGCGCCGCGGCCGAGGAGGCAUGUUCGCUCUUGGGGGCCACGCGGAGGGGAACGGCCGCGCUCGCGCGACUGGCCGGGGAGGCCGAGCGCCGGUUGCUGGAGAGCGAGGCUGGCAGGCUGCAGGCGAAGGCAGAGAUAUUCUCCAGCCGCAAUGCCGCGAAGGUCGCCGUAGCCGCUGAGCUUGCUGCCACCGGCCGUUCCAUGAAGAAUGGAAAGGGUGCCGGCAGUCGGCAAAUUCACCUGGUGUGCAAGACUUGCACAAGUUGGGUUGUAAGGGGCUGCCAACAGAAGGGCGGUGAUUUCAAGAUCACCAAGGUAGAGGGCUUGCACGUCGACUGUGCUGGGGGCGGGCGGACGAGCUCCGCGGUCGUACAACCCCUGGUGGACCAGUUGGUUAGGGCCAACCCCAAGAUCGCCGGUCCCGCGAUCAAGAGGACCCUGAAGGCCAUGGGAUUUUCCGUCUCCGACCGGCAAUCUCAACGCGCGAAGANGUGCAAGACUUGCACAAGUUGGGUUGUAAGGGGCUGCCAACAGAAGGGCGGUGAUUUCAAGAUCACCAAGGUAGAGGGCUUGCACGUCGACUGUGCUGGGGGCGGGCGGACGAGCUCCGCAGUCGUACAACCCCUGGUGGACCAGUUGGUGAGGGCCAACCCCAAGAUCGCCGGUACCGCGAUCAAGAGAACCCUAAAGACCGUGNGCCAUGGGAUUUUCCGUCUCCGACCGGCAAUCUCAACGCGCGAAGAAGCACAUCGCGACCGCUUCUAAGGAGGAUGAAGCGGCUGUCAUUUCGCGUCUUCCAUCCCUUUUCGAAGGGAUCGAGCGCGAUUGCCCGAAUUCGGUUGCCACCGUCGAGGUUGCCCUCGCUUCUUACUCGUCUCC
This is a messenger RNA of Ectocarpus sp. CCAP 1310/34, 2454 nucleotides long. The record is from the annotation of a GenBank genome assembly. Lineage: Eukaryota; Phaeophyceae; Ectocarpales; Ectocarpaceae.